This is a messenger RNA of Cladocopium goreaui, 1008 nucleotides long. Lineage: Eukaryota; Dinophyceae; Suessiales; Symbiodiniaceae. The record is from the annotation of a GenBank genome assembly.
AUGGAGUUGAUUCUACCAUAUGUGCGCGAGAAGGUGGAGGCGAGCGAACUUCCCGGGGUUCAUCAAGUGCUUCAGAUUCGAUUUGUGUUGGAGCGCAUGAGUUUGUCCAAUUUGGUCAGAGUGAUCUGCUUGACCCUCCCUGGCGUUUUUCCGAAGCUCAUGGCCAAUGAGCUGAAGGACUUGCGCGAAACCGCCCGUAUUUUAGAGGCGUGUCAGCCGUUUGAAGUUGUAAAGCACAAACUGAAACAUGAGCGUCAACAGCAGUUUGCUGAUAUGAAACGGCGUGAAGUGGGCAGGAUUUGGGAUUUGCUGAAGGCAUUGCCUUCUGGUGCGAGUGUUCCAGGUGGCAGUGAUGAAGUCGCGGAACCAGCAGUGCAGGUCAUCCGAGCAAAGAGCUGUCCGCCAAUGCCGAAGACGUUGCCAAUGCCCAAAGAUGCAACCAAGCUUCAUGCGAUGCGCGAACAGAAGCAGCGUGCACUGCAGGUGUCCAAACUUCAGGAAAGGUCCAAGCUGGUGUCUACGGGGCAGGCUGCCCCACAUGAAAUUGGCGGACUGGUCCGCCAGGUCGCUUUCGGACUCCUCCUUUCAGAUUGCCUUUCGAUUCCUGUCAUGUUGCUUUCAGAUUCCUUACAUGGAGUUCGGGCGCUCAAAGAAUUGCGCCCUCCUUCCUUUGACAAGCAGCAGAGAGAGUUCUUGAAACGCCUUCCCGCGGUGACCUUCAUGGAGUUGAUUCUACCAUAUGUGCGCGAGAAGGUGGAGGCGAGCGAACUUCCCGGGGCUCAUCAAGUGCUUCAGCUACUGAAGAGUGAAAUAAUCGUCCGAGCGGUCCAAGCACCUGUGGGUAACAGAGUCCAACGGACUCCCCGGAGGAUUCGAUUUGCGUUGGAGCGCAUGAGUUUGUCCAAUUUGGUCAGUGUGAUCUGCUUGACCCUCCCUGGCGUUUUUCCGAAGCUCAUGGCCAAUGAGCUGAAGGACUUGCGCGAAACCGCCCGGAUUUUAGAGGCGUGA